GCCGCUGAGAGCAGCACUGGCUCGGGAACAACCGGAUCCAUAAGUAUAAGCACUCUUAUUUCCUCUCUGGCAAUACUUUCAAAAAAGUAAUGUCAGUACAACGGCCAUGGCAGAGUGGUUGCAAUCGAAAAUUGUUCGUUUUUGCGAACUAAAUAACGUAGAAGAAAAACAUAAUAUUUUAUCUGAUAUAAAAAUAAAAUUGGGAAGUUUAAACAAUAGAGAAACUGAACAGAUCUCUCGUAAUGUGGAUUUUAGUCUAUUGUUUGCUCAAUUAACCUCAAAUGACAGAGAAUUUGUAGAUCAAGUAUGUGACAUUUUGAAGGCAUUGUUUGGCAUUUUAGAACCUGGAGAAGUAUAUCAAAGAUAUUCAACAGAAAUAUCUCAGUUGAUAAUUCAUCCAGCUGAUGUAGUUAGGUCACUUGCGUUGCAUGAAAUUUCCUGCAUUGUUUCUAAUCCCCAAAAGUUACCUUUGCUGCUCAGAGAUGUCAAUUUACUGGUUGCUGUCAUAAAUAGGAUCGGAGAUGACAAUCUGGUGGUAGCUAAUUGUGCAAUGCGUAUAAUGAAAGAAAUUGGUAAAAAUCCAAAUGGAUUGCAAAUUCUAUAUACAGGUGAACUAUUAAGAAGUUUUGCUAGAUUGUUAGUAAAAAACGAUACUGUUAGUUUUCGUAUAUACGAAAUUGUUGUGGAUGUAGCAAAAUCUUCAAAGGAAGGUCUAGAAGCUUCUGUUCAAUCAGGAUUUUUAAAUAGUUUGUUCGAGGUGCUUGAAAACGAAGAUAUAUUGCUACAGAUAAAUGCAUUAGAAAUCUUGACAGAAUUGGCAUUAACAGAGGAAGGAUUAAAUUACUUAGAGCAACAAGAAGUCAUAAAAAAAUUUGUUCAAAAAAUAACACAGGCCAAUGAAAAUCCAUUGUCAAAUUUGUUGAUUCCUGGAUUAAUGAAAUUUUUUGGAAACGUUGCACGUUAUUGGCCUAACGAAAUAUUUUCAAAAUAUCCAAUUGUCGUCUCUGCAUUAUUUGAAGUAAUAGAGAGUGGUGAUCAAACUAUCCUUGGUGUUGCUUUAGACACAUUGGGUCAUAUUUCUAUGCGUGCGGAAGGUAAAUAUGCUCUGCAAGCUUUGGGAGAUGCAAUGCCGUGUGCAUUGAAAAAAAUUGCUGACAUAAUACAAAGAAUGCCUACAGCAUUAAGAAUUCGUGGGCUUAAUAACUUGGCUCUCAUACUUGAUGUACAAAAAACAGAACAAGACAACAGAAUUAUGUCACUGACAAAAUCAUGGUUUAACUCUAUGUGCGAUGAUCCUAUGGGUAUGAUUCUGGCAUUGUGUAGGCAACCAUUUGCAGAUAUUAGGCAAGCAAGUUUAGAGGUGAUGGCAGUUGUGGCAUCUCAAGUAUGGGGUCAAGAAUACAUGUCCUCUUACCCAGGUCUGGUUGAAUUUCUGUUGGACAGGAACGCCGAAUCAUUUAAAGAAUGUAAGGAAGCUAAAUACGCAAUUGUAAAACAGCUAGCCGAAGCUGAACAAAAUGUAUUCGAUGCAAAUAUAAUGCAAAGGUUCGCGGAGUUUGUAACUCAAGGACCGCAUUACGUCGAAGCCAAUACAGAAGUUGCGGUAGAAGGGGGUGUAUGAGUUAUAUUGUUUUCCUUUUUAUUAUUAUCCGUUAAGAGUGUUAAAAGUUAUUAACAUCUACCGAAAACAUUGUAUAAGAUGUGGAAUAACUUUUUUUAUGUAAACACAAAAGAUAUGCUAUUUAUUUUCUAUGUUAUAUCUACAAAUAAAAUAUAAUGGUACAUAAA
Messenger RNA from Bombus impatiens (common eastern bumble bee), 1788 nucleotides. Its product is annotated as 26S proteasome non-ATPase regulatory subunit 5. Lineage: Eukaryota; Metazoa; Arthropoda; Insecta; Hymenoptera; Apidae. The record is from RefSeq and is a predicted model, not a curated record. Gene Ontology annotation, biological process: proteasome assembly. The coding region runs from base 107 to 1621 and encodes 504 amino acids. Gene Ontology annotation, cellular component: cytosol. The transcript has 2 exons.